This is a messenger RNA of Branchiostoma belcheri (Belcher's lancelet), 2861 nucleotides long. RefSeq names its product steroid 17-alpha-hydroxylase/17,20 lyase-like. The transcript is spliced from 11 exons. The record is from RefSeq and is a predicted model, not a curated record. Gene Ontology annotation, molecular function: iron ion binding; oxidoreductase activity, acting on paired donors, with incorporation or reduction of molecular oxygen; heme binding. Bases 502 to 1968 code for a protein of 488 amino acids. NCBI's taxonomy places the organism in Eukaryota, Metazoa, Chordata, Leptocardii, Amphioxiformes, Branchiostomatidae.
ACCAAAAAGACAUUGCUCACAGACUCCUCAACAAUAUGCAGUGAUAUGAAUCGGCGUGCAAUAGUAUAAAUUACCUACAAUUAUGCAUCCAUCAAUAAAUAUGUUGUGUCUUUCAGAGACUCUUGUGCACUGACUGUCACCGACAGACAACUCGUAUAAUGCCCCAGAUUUACAUCAGGACUAGACUAUUCUAUCCAUAGGGGUGGUGGGGGUGGUGCCCGGUGGGGCUACAAACAUUAAAAAAAAACACAAAGACAAAACAACACUAGAUCACAAAGUGAAAGUGUUAUCAUCCAACGGCAAACCUAUUCUCUGUGCAUAACUAGACUGGUUUAAAAUCCACACAAACGAGUGAGAGUGUCACAGUUAACGACCGUGAAUAAACCAGGAAGACCAGACCCCAUAUGUCACCCAGGCCGACCGGUACGAGUACUCAGCACACCUAGCCGUGUUGGACCUUGCCUGCAACUCAAAGCAAGCUCUUGGACAAGCCGAUUGAGGAUGAUGUGGUUCAUAACGCUGUCUACAAGUCUGUUGGUUAUACUUUUCGUAACCUGGUUAAAGGACUGUAUCAGGCGGCGGCGGAUGCCCCCAGGUCCGAUUCCAUGGCCAAUCAUUGGAAAUCGUUCCGCGUUUCAAGGCAAAUUCCACCUGACCUUCAUCGAACUCGCCAAGAAGUACGGAGACGUGUUCAGCCUGAGACGGGGCAUGACGGACGUGGUCGUGCUGAACAGCGAGGCUGCCGUGCGGGAAGCUUUGGUGGAGAAGAGUGUGGAGUUUGCAGGCAGGCCGCAUGCCCAGUCCCUUGACAUUAGGACGGAAAACAGGAGAAACAUGGCCUUUACAGACUACGGCCCGGCCUGGAAACAGCACAGGAAGAUCGUCAAAAGUGCCCUCAGGGAACGCGCCUCGGGCAGGACCUUGGAAACUGAAGCCCACGAAGCCCUUGAAGACAUCAUCGGUGAACUUGCAAGCGUCGAAGGCCAAGCAGUGGAUCUUAAUGACCACAUUUUCAAGCUGGUGUACAAUGUUGUCUGUCCAGUUGCCUUUGGUGUCAGGUUCGAGCAGGAGGAUGAAGAUUUCCAGAAUCUGAAGAAAUUCAGUGAGGAUUUCUUCAAACAAGAUGCUCCUCUCGGCGACAUCUACCCUUCACUUGGAUUCCUACCUAAUCAAGCAAAGACUGACUUGCAGAAACUGAUGGACGUUUUACUGGGGUACUUCAGACGCCAGGUGGACCGGCACCGCAAGGAGUUUAACCCAAAUGAUCUGCGUGACGUCACAGAUCACAUGAUCAAGGCCCAGAAGGAGGCAGAAGAGAGGGGAGACCUGGACACCAGUGCUCUGACAGACACGCAUCUCAGGCAGAUUGUGGCGGAUGUCUUUCUUGGUGGUACGGAGACUACAACGCAGAUCCUCCGCUGGGCCGUCCUGUUCCUCGCUGCCCACCCGGAGAUACAGGAGAAGGUGGCUGCUGAGUUAGACAGUGUGGUGGGCCGUGACAGGCUGCCUGAGCUGUCCGACCGCGAGGCUACUCCGUACACGGAGGCGACUGUCAACGAAGUGCUGAAAAUGGGACUGAUAGAUCCAUUGUCCUUACCUCAUGCUACGACUGCAGAUACGACACUGCAAGGGUACCAUAUUCCCAAGGGCACAGAGGUUCUGCCUAACCUGUGGGCCCUGCACCAUGACCCGGACACGUGGGGAGACCCUCACACCUUCCGCCCGGAACGCUUCCUGGAUGAGACAGGCAAUCUGAUGCCGAAGCCUUUUGCUUUGAUGCCUUUUAGUGUUGGCCGUCGUGCGUGUCCAGGGGAGAAAAUGGGCAUGGCGGACACAUAUCUCCUGCUGGCAGGACUGGUCCAAAACUUCCACUUCAGCUUCCCGGAGGGAGAGACGCCUCCUGACCUCAGCUCAGUGAAGAGGGAGGUGGAGAAGUCUGCCAACCUGCACCCUACAAGGUGGUCCUGACCUACCGGAAAUAGAUACAGGACCACCGGAAGUGAUUGGUGGAAGCUCGAAGGAGCAGAAGUUGCCAUCAGCAUAGGGUGAAUUGGAGAGAAAAAAAACAAUAACAUGCUGGCAUAUAUAAUAUAUAAUCAGUGUGCAGAUUACGAUUUGAAUUUAUAUUUGAGACAAGAAAAAAAUGGCAACUCUUUGCCAAGUCGGGAAGAUGAAAAUUGAAUGAUAUUCUGUUCCUUUCAUAAGUAAUGGUCGAAAUUCAUGUACUUGUAUGAGUUAGAUGUAUGAUUAGAUACAUGUAUUGUACUUGUAUAAGUUAGAUAUUUGAAGCUAGACUUUAGGUGAUGGGUAUUUUUUAUUGACAUCUUUAAAGAUAAAAUUGAACAGAAAGCAUGGCCGUAUAUAACAUAAGUAACAAACAUGUGAAACCACAAAACAGUUUCAAAUGUAAAAUCAGGAGGCAAUGGUCUAUUAUCUCAAGAGAAAAUAAUGUAAGAAAUGAAAAACCCUAUCGAAUACAAUAAACAAGGACAACUUAAAUCGAAAAGACAAUGUAAAGUUUACCCUACUUCCCAAUAUGCUUCUGGACCUUAUCUCAUCUUUUUGCAAUAAUGUAUUCCAGUUUUUGAAAGUUAGAAAUAUAAAAAAAGAAGUUCAGUCUAAUCCCUUCUGACGAUAUUUGAAUAUAUGAUGGUGUAUUGAAUAUUCUUCCUUGGGGUAUGGAGUAUUUUGUAAGAGGGUGAUGGGAGAAUUUCAUAUCUGUGACAUGUAUAACUUAAGUAUAUAAGCUAAAAAAUAAACACCACCAUGCAUAUAUUAUGUAAAUGUGGGGUUAUUUGCAUAAUGCAUGAUGAAUGUUGACAUGAUAGAAUUCUACACAGGAUAGGAAACGUAUGAGUUGA